AUCACGGUACCUAAAAAUUACGAAGUUAUAAUGUCUGCACUUCUGCAAGAUAUGUGCAAAGGUCCGGAACAAAACGAUAAUGAUAUGACCGGCCGAGAUGCAGAUGAGGCAGAAAUGGCUGCAUUAAGAGCCGAAAAUAAAGAGUUGAAAAAAAAACUUGCCGCCAUACCACCGGCACUACUACUGCCACAGCCGGUACCGGCUUCGACCUCGGGCACAGCCCCGGCACCGGCACCGACACCGACACCAACAUCGGCACCGACACCGACACCGACACCAGCAUCAGCACCGGUACCAGCAUCGGCACCGGCACCAGCACCAGCCCCAGCACCUUCAAUGCUAAAACCAAAAAGAUGGCAAAGGGCCGGGAGAAACAUAAAUCGGUACAGGAGUAGAGGAAGAGGAAGAGGAAGAGGAAGAGGAAGAGGAAGAGGAGA
This is a messenger RNA of Temnothorax curvispinosus, 437 nucleotides long. Its product is annotated as myrosinase-binding protein 2-like. The transcript has 3 exons. NCBI's taxonomy places the organism in Eukaryota, Metazoa, Arthropoda, Insecta, Hymenoptera, Formicidae. The annotation marks the transcript as partial. The record is from RefSeq and is a predicted model, not a curated record.